Spirometra erinaceieuropaei is the source of this 12857-nucleotide messenger RNA. NCBI's taxonomy places the organism in Eukaryota, Metazoa, Platyhelminthes, Cestoda, Diphyllobothriidea, Diphyllobothriidae. The record is from the annotation of a GenBank genome assembly.
AUGCUGCUGCAUAGACAACCGAUUAGGCUGCUUUCUGGCAGCUCUAACGACCUUGGUAUUAUUUGCCGCUUCAUUUUAACUCCCCAGAUAUGCACGCUUUUGGCGUUUAUCUUCGUUCUGAUGGACGUAGCCCAAUUUGCGGACUUAAAUUUUACUAUCAGGGGAGGAUUUCCAGCGCAGUGGAGAAUGCCAUUUUGGAAAGGUUUAGAGAUUCCAUAUUUUCCACAGUCUCAUCAUCUGUAGGUUUUAUCUUGUGUGACAUCGCGAUGUUCAUCGCUCACAUAAUUCUUUUCGGUUUCACUGUUGCACUUGUUGUGGCUAUUUCAUGGCCAGAAAAAUUCGUAUGUGUUUUUACCUCCUAAUUCUCUUAGCGUAUUUAUACCCUGAAACCUGCUGUCUUUAAUUAUUUUCUCGUGCUCCUUUUGCACACAAUUGUGGAACUUGGAGUCAGCACUUAUAUAUACUCAUGGUAUGGCCUAGCUGCGUGGGUAGGUUUCAGACUAUUUUAACCUUAUGUUUCAGAGAGCACCUUACCUUAUCGUCAACAUAAUGUUUUAUAUUAUUCGUUUUGUUUUACAUGUAAGUCAUUCUAUUUCCUUUUAAUAAUUAUGCAUUAUGAAAUAAAUAGGAAGACAAACUCACGCAGAAUUUAUAGCUCGAGGAUCCUUUUUUAUUUAACUAAAUGUCACUUUUAGUGAUAGAGAAUAAUCUAGACUUCUAGCCAUUUCGGGGGCUUCUGCGCAUAAGCUUGAAUAUUUUUCAAUUUAGUGAAGAACGAUGUGAUUUAACGACGUUGUUGACAAUUCCGAUUUCAGAAAUACAAAAUAAUAAUGUUCGAACUCACUGUGCGCACUUAACGCCAUGUUAGUGCGCGGUUCGCCGGUGUGUUUCUUCCUUCGUUGCAGCUGGGAGAUACAUACAAAUAAUCUUUCCUUCAUUCGUAAUUUUGACAAACAAAAUGUCCUCAAAUAGAACUGAGUAAUCGGAAAACAUUAUGGUAUUCCAACCAUAGACAUUUGUCGAAGAAAGUCCAAGGUUCGUCCGAUAGCUGUCAAGUAAAGUAAAGUGCGCUUUCACAUAACUGAAUAAUAGGUUUAAAGAAGUUAAAGGUUUGAUUAAAAGCACGACAUGAAAUUGAAGUAGACGUCGAAAAACAUUGGUCGAAGUGUUGAUAACCAGUUUUUUUUCUAGUUGUUAUUCGUAGUUGGUUUUGCCAUAGAUCCUUUGAUUUUUGCUACUUUUGCAUGUUUUUUAAAAAUGUGUAAGCUAUUCCACGCGGUGGCAGAUUUAUCAAACCCAUUCUUAUUUACUUCAGGUAUGGUUUCUCGUUAUCAGCUAUUCCUAUAUUUUGGAACUGAGACAAGAACUUUACGCCCCAGUUGAUCCCGAAAUGAGUCAAGAAAUUGAAGCCCUCAGCAUAGCUCCCAGUGCUAUAUCUGGGGUCAGGUACUCAGGACGUCAUUAUGCUCCAUCUUCCAUUGCUGGGUCUCAUAUGCGUUAAGAAGCUGUAUGCUGGCAUCAAGCAGUCCAUCGUCUUCACUUAUGUAAACGUUGGAAUGAUAAGCUAUAUUUAUUGUAGACAUAAUGUGCCCUUCUGUUUAUAAUUAUGUUCAAAAAAAUGAUGCAAUGAACACAAUAACUUAUUGAUACGGUUCUUAUACUGUCCGAGAAAGUGUCAUCUUUUUGUCUCUUGACUUGCCCUUUUGUUUUUUCGGAGCAUCGCGUGCACUCUAGUCAUCAUAGAAUCCAGACAGACCUAAAUUAAAAAGCAUAAAUAAUCGGUGUUAUUGUGGUCUGACUUGAAUAGUUUAUUGUUCAGCAUAAAACGGAAUUGAGCUUUAAGCUGCCAUCUUCUUAAUAAAACCCGUUUUCAACUGUUAGGCAAGCUUUGCCCAGUUAAGAUACACUUUCUCGAGCAAAGUCCGAAAAGAGAUUCCCUUAGUUUGUAGAAUUCUGUGAUUUUGGCACUACUAUGACUUGGUCUGGGAAUACUUUAAAGAGGAGGAACAGUUGCGUACAUUGAUGUGAGGACAAAGGAUAUGUUGAAGAAUGCAAUCCUUUAAUGAUCGUCUUCAACGUAUGGAAUCAUGUGUCUUCGUGCAGCAGAAUUAGCCAGUAUUUGUUUACCCAGCUGUGCGCUUUGGAGCUAGUGUCUGAUGUUCGGUUGUUAAACAACGACCACGAAGCCCUAAACGUUUGUUUUGACGCGUUAUAAGCAUUUGAGAACUUUGAUUGUACAGUAAAUAUGUUUCUGACCGCGGGUUUAAAUCCAAGAAGUCUUCUGCUCUAUUCCGGCCAAUCUGGUCUGCAGUGCUUUUUGUGUCAUUUAACAAAAGUGACUUUACGCUGUUAUUUAUUUUAGGUAACUUAAGUUCUGCCAUAUAGUUCAGUCUCAGAUUUUUUUAUCUGCAGAUUAGGUGUUUUUGAAAAAUGUGUAAACACUUUCCUCUUUACCAGCCCAAUAACCAAAUGCAUUUGGUCUGAUCUCAAUGCAUACAUGUGAAAAUGACCGUCUGUUCAAAGAAACUGUUUACCUCAUUUCAAAAUCUGAACAAAUAGGCAAUUGUAACAUAUUUUUGAAAGAAAUGUAAGAACAUAGUUUGUAAGAUAACCUGAGGCAAAAACAUUUAAAAUAGUCAGUCUUUGAAUCAGGGAAGUCCACUUUUUCAUAUCGGGCUCACAGAAUCUUGCGUGUUUUAGACUUCCAUCCUCUCAUGGUGGGAGCAAUUGCGCAUAGAGGGUCUAGGCGGGACGUAAAAAGGUUUGGGUCAGCGAGCAGUGUACGCAUAUUUCCGUAUUGAGCGUACGCAUUUGACGCACUUGGCGAGGCGCUGCACCGAUCAGGUGCUUCAGACUUACACCACUUAUAUGUAGCGGACACAUUACUUCAACACAUAUAUACUUGUCUAGAAGUCAUAAUGUCCUUCGCCAAACAUCAUUAGCUUGCGUGUGUUCACCUAUAUUCGACAUUCUGGCGAAAGGCAUAUUGCAGAAACCCACCUUUAACCCGAAACUGUAAUAGCGCUGUGUAGAUGGUACAUAUGCCAUGGCCAAAAAGAUCAGCUUGGUGUGUUACGUAUAAAUCUUAAUUCCAUAUAACCUGGAGUUGAGCAUGCUUUUGCAACUGGAGUUGAUAGGCGAGUCCCAUUGCUGUGUGUCCCCGUUCAUCGAAGGGCUGGUGGACCACUUUGAACAUUAAAAUGUUGCAAGUAGUUUGACCUUGGCGAGCGGCGAUGUCCCACGGGGAGGUCGCAUAAUGGCGACUUCCGCGUAAAUCAGUUUAUAAAUAGAGCAAUAUCUGUUGCACUUCCUGCCACUGGUGGCAAAAUAAGUCAAGGCGACCGACGUUGGGCUGACAAAGUCAAAAAACCCGCCCGAGCGUGCCACACGCUAUCUGGUCAACGUAAAAUGUGCUGGGCAUUCACAAGUGUCGGGUAUGUAUUAGGCAUUUACAAGAGGCAGAUCAGUGACGGUGUCACAGGGUCACAACCAAAAAGAGUCACUGGGUCUUGCUUGCAGUCCUGCAAACAGAUAACACUUUUGACCAGAGCUCUUCAAUUUCCUACCUACUGUGUUCUGCUAUACAAUCAGGCAGAUAAUCGUGGUGCAGAACAGCCUGAAUGCAACCGAAAGAUCGUUAGGCUGAAUGGCCACCUCUACAGUUGACCCGUUACCGGAUGGGCAAUCUUUGACUCCAACACCUAGUGGGCUAGACGUAACUGUUGAAUUCUACUCUAUCUUUUAUAGUCAGUUGGACAAAUUUAUUGCUUAUGCCCUAAAAACCUCUUCAAGGGUCUGGCAUAUCGGUUCGGUUCUGCAGACGCACUUAGCAUAGUUUGUAAGCAUAAUAGUAAAUAGUUUCACUAAGAGGGCCUAAAGGGGUCCAAGAUCCAGAAAAAGUGUGUCCUCUGAGAUGGUAGAGGUGUCGGCUUCUAGAGAUGUUGUCAGGUACCUUGGCGACUGAGUCGCAGCCGCCUCUGAUUGGUAAGGCAUGCCCGUUUUGUUGCUGCGAGCGAAUUUUCUGUUAGAAAUGAAAGACAAAUCCCUCAUAAAGGGCGAUUGAUUACUGGAGGGGAUAGUUCUUUCAAUAAGAAGGGGUAGAUGAUUGCAACGGCAAGUCGGAGACUCAUAAUGCCCGCGAUUCAAGCUUAGCUGUGAAAAUGAAAUCUAGAAGAAGACGAAGGCACAGUCACUGGGACGGUAGAUUUAUUGGCUUUAGCCUUCGAACUCGAACUGUAGUUCAUCAUCAGAGACUGCUAGAGUGCAGCAACGUAUGAACAUUUAUAUCGCUGUGCCGUAAUUGGGGGGGGGGGGAGGGACUAAGUCCGUGCCCAGGUCUGGUUUUUUCUGCCUGGCCCACAAUGAUCACCCGACGUGGUGGCGGCGUUUUCACUUCAUGGCGAUGUGAGCUGCGCCACCCCGUUUCGUGGGCGUAGUGCGUGAUAACACACGUGAUAAAUGUUCACACAUUGCUGCACUCUAGCGGUCCCCGAUGAUGAACUCCAGUUCGAGUUCAAAAGCUAAGGCCAAUAAAUCUACCGUCCCAGUGAUCGUGCCUUCGUCUUCUUCUAAACAAGAACCUGGGAUGCGCAUGUUCUCCUCCAUUCCAGAAAAUGAACUUUCAUAGCGCUAUGUUGCUCUAUUCAGUGACCUACCAUAAGUAAUGUUUUAUCUUUUAAAAUUUGCUGCUAAUCCACACUUACGAGGAAAUUGCUUUUUGUAUGGAAAAAGGCUAAAAGAAUUGUCUCCGCCACAUUCUGCUUCGGUACACCGGCCAAACGGUGUACCGACAAGACGGUCAGUAAUGAGCCAGAAAUGGCCAUCCCAGUCCCUCUUCUCUUGUUGGUACACCGUUUGGCCUUUUGUUAUAUGUUGUACUAAGAUUGCUUCUGGAGCCACGUGGUAGAUGAGCUGGACAGGUUGGAGCCGGGAAUGUGCCUCCCGCCAUAACAAAAGCCCCCAUUUGGGGUGUGGUAGCAGGCCCGGCUGCCCGUUCACGCCGUGCCGACUGGGAUCCGUCUCAUGUCCCUAUUUCCUUGACGUAUGAAAUCCUGAUCGGUGUGGAUUUUGGAUCAGGGCUUGUGGUUUCAAGCCUAGGUGAGUGUCUUCGUCGUGCCAGCCACCUGCGUCCCCAUUCCUGCUUCCAGCCAUCUUGACUCCGUCAUGAUGGUAGGCUCAAGUUGGUGAGGAGGUGAGAUUGCGUUAGAUGCCACGAAAUCCUGCCAUUGCUAUUAGAUUAUUUGUGCGCACGUUUCUGUCCCUAUGUCUCCUUGCUCACACGCGGUGGACCUGUUCGUAUACGGCGGUCGAACUGGCGUGUUCUGGAAAAUGUUCACAAACAUUCGUCUUUCUUUUGCAUCAGGUGUAUUUAGCUCGCAUUGAAAUCAGAACAAAUGCUCCAACUGCCUGACAUCGCCUCAAAUCUCUAUGAUGCCCUAUCCGUGUGAAUAGUACUGCUCGCCUGCUUCAAAUUUUGUUGGCAUACUCAAACUCCGCGUGUACUAGAUCAGAAUGUGGCGGGAGACAAUUAUUUUAGCCUUUUUUCAUGCGAAAAAGCAAUUGGUGGAAUAGCAACAAAUUUUUAAAGAUAGAAUAUUACCUAAGGUAGGUUACUGAAUAGGGCAACAUAGCACGAUGAAAAUGCAUUUUUUCAGAUGAGUUUGAAUCGCGGACAUUAUGAGUCUCCAACUUGCCGUUGCAAUUAUCUACCCCUUCUUCUUGAAAGAGCUAUCCCCUCCAGUAAUCAGUCGUCCUUUACGAGGGGUUUGUCUUUCAUUUCUAACAGAAAAUUCGCUUGCAGCAACAAAACUGACUCGCCUUACCCAUCAGAAACGGCUACGACUCAGUCUUCAAGGUACCCGACACAAUUUCUAGAAGCCAACCCUUCCACCUCCUCAGAAGGCGCACGUUUUGUGGAUCUUGGGUCCCUAAGGCCCUUUUACUGAAAUUACUUAAUACUAAGCUAAUAGACUAUGUUAAGUGCGUCGGCAGAACCGAGCCGAUAUGCCAGACCCUUGAAGAGGUUUUUAGGGCAUAAGCAAUAAAUAUGCCUAAGUGACUGUUAAGGUAAGAUGAGGACCGUUCUGCACCACGAUUAUCGGCCUGAUACUUUGUACGCACGUUUUUGUCCCUAGACCUCCCUGCUCUGGAGCGCAAGCUGGACUCGUUCAGAUACUACGGUCGAACUGGCGUGUUCUGAGAGAUAGUUGCGACUCAAGUCUACUGUACUUUGAAAACAAAUCAUGCUGAAAUCGCCGUUCCUGCUUUCACCAUGCUGUGGAUCACACGGUGGACCUGGUUGGAUACGAGGUUUCAACUGUCGGGUCGCCGGUCACAGUGUGAUGGAUUCGGAAUUAACCUGCAAAUCCUAUGCAUGAUGUUAAGGCGCGAUUGCUGUGAGGACAGGCUCAGAGCGAUUUUGCAUUGCUGAUGUUGAUAAAAGUGAGGACGGUGCUUUCUGGGACGUAGGUAGUGCUCUCCGCGGUAAUAGGAAUGGGAGUGGUGGAAAUCGUCUUCACUCUACUGGUGAACCAACACUGGGGCUAGAUCUGUGUCCGACAUGCGUUAUUGGGAAUGGGCAAUAGAUGGCACGCGCCUCGCUAUUCGGAAUUUGAGCUGACCCCUCCUUUUCCAUGUUAUUUAAAGUCCUUAUCAGUUGUUCGGAUUUCGCUGUGCCAGGCACCUCCGGUCUUUCUGACCCUGUCUUGACACCAGACGCGGGUGAGGAAGAGGGAGAAGGUGUGGUAGGUGCCGCGCAUGCCCGCUGUCACUAUACAAGGUAAGGAUCUGGUAAAGGCCUCCGACAAUCUACGGCCUACAAAUAAUGUCUACUACAUGCGUUUAAGUAGGUUGCGUUUUAUUCAUUACUCUCCUAAACACGGAAUUUGCUCACGGACGCUGCAUUACCUGCCAUGAACUUAACUUCACGCGCACUUCACCGUCCCUGCUCUCACCCCGCUAUGGAGCACACAAUGAAGAUUGUCGAAAACGACGGUCGAACUGUCAGUCGUCGUUGUUCCCGUCGUCACUGGCAGCAUGGCAGCGAGGAUAUAGGUCGCGGUGUGCGUCUACUCAUCGAUGGGAGGGGUAGUGAGGUUGGUGGAUGUCUUCGUGGGCGUCAUGAUGGUCCUGGCAGGGCGUUUGGUAAGGCAGCAAGUGGAGCUGUCGGCUUGAUUUUGCACUGGGUUCGGGGAUGUCCGCCUAGGCCCAUUAGCGUGUAGAAUAUCAGGUAACAGCCUAGAAAAUUUGCAGUUGUUGGAGUGCCGAGGAAGUGGGUCCGCGGUCUUUUCGACUUGUGAGUGGCCCUUUUGGUUUAGGCGGCAGUGAUACGGUUGAUUUCUUGAACUGCCGCUUUAGUCUUCGUUGAACUUGCCCAGUCGGUCUUGGACGAGAUUAUCCUAGCAGUCUGGAGGCGCUGCCGAUAAAAAUACAGCUGGCACGUCUCGUACUCACUCAACCCAACUAACUAUUCAUUUUUCGUUCGGCUUUCUCGCCCGAACUUCGGUCUGGGACGGGAACACUUGUAGUGGCCCUACUCCAAGCGCCUGUCUCAACAAUGGGCAUCUCGCGAGUGCCUGGACAUGCGCGUCAGGACUGUCCGGCAUUCGCCCACUCGGCUCUCCAGCUGACCAAUCAAAUUCCAGCCCGAGUCAGACGUGUCCUGGCUUAAGAUGCUUUGACACUUGGGACGCUGACCAUCCGGCGCCGGACGAGCCCUCGUCCGGUUUCCAACUCUCUCCAACUGCUUCUUCAGUUAUUCUGUACAGAAGAUACUAUCCUUCCCACUGGUGUCCGCCCUCACUUUCCAUUCGGGACUGCGCCUGAUGGUCGUCGCAGCCAGGGUCUCACUGGCAGCCUAGCCUAUCUGCGAUAGGUUAACCAGCGUUGCCCGUGAUAAAUACUUCAGUUUCGGAAUCUCAGCUAACUUAGGACAAACCGUUCGGAUUGAAACUUUACAUGCUUCAGUGUGAAAGACACUCGUGGCCUAGCCUAUCUGUGAUCAGAGUACCGUAGGUCGCGUUAAGGAGCCAGCAGUCCGCCACUCCACACGUAACACACACAACUGGGCAGACUGCGGGGUCUGAGUUGGGGCGUCAGUCAGCAGCCUUCCAAUCCGCGGCGCUUGACGCGUCGGGAUAGCCUCAGAAUCGAAUCACACAUGCAACAAAGAGGCAGCAUGGACACUGAGUCGAGACGCACACAUUCAAAUUGCGUGGGAGUUGGCAGUUGAAUGCUUGUGGUGGAUGAUGUUGCGUGUUGUGUGUGGAGGAAGAUGUGAUGGUGUGGCGUAGCCGGCAGAUGUCUACCGCAGGUUUUCGUAGAUGUGCAUGUGGCCUAGUAGGCCCAUGCGGUGGGAGAAUGUGCGGGUGCAGUGAGGGCAGUUGAGGCGGAUGCGGCGAGUGUACAGUUGCUUGACCGAUCUCAUGAAAUGUUGGCCAAAUUCUGGAAUGCGUUUCCGAUUAGGAAGGAUUACUUAAGUGGGCUUGUUAUACUGAUAACCCUGCAGCAUAACCCUAUAACACUUUGGACUCGCCAGAAUGUCGGCUUUUGAAUGCACUUAUUUUUGACCUCCUACAGAAACCGCACUCGGUAAACAAUGACUGCCUAUGUGGCAUGCAUUUUUCCUAUUGAUUUUCGAUGGUCUUGUAAAUUUAAAUAUAUUUUACAGAAAAACAUACACAGAAAUAUACCUUUUUGCUCAUUUGGUAGGAAAUCACAUUUUUUUCAUAUUUUAUGCCCGAGGAAAGUGUAUAUUUAGGUUUUAAAAAGGUUUCUAAUUAUGAGAUUUUGAAGGCCGUGCGAUGUCCCUGCAUGCAAGACCGCACAUGUCCGUUUACUAAUGCUCCUCAUGAAAUGUACAACACAGUCCGGAUCCAUUGCAAAAAUUUCAUGAACUCUAUGUGAUAUCUUCCUAAACGCAGGGAGGAAUAUAUGAUUUCUCUUACGCGGAAAGCAUGCGCCUUGUUGACUGUAAUUGCUAAACACUGAAGCAACGACAGAUCGGGCUGCAAAUUAUUCGGGAAUUAGGAAACUUUUUAAAACCUAAAUACACAAUUUCUUCGGGUAUAAUAUACAAAGACAAUGUAAUUUCCUUCCGAGUCAGCAAAAGAAAGCAUAUUUGGUACAUGGUUUCUGCAAAAUAUAUCUGCAUUUACAAAACUAUCAAAAAUCAAUAGGAAAAAUGCAUUCUACAUAAGUAGCUAUUUUUUACCCAGUGUGGUUUCUGCAGGUCGAAUAGAAGUGCAUUCAAAAGCCGACAUCCUGGCGAGUCCGAAAUGUUAUAGGGUUGUGCUGCAUGAUAAUCAGUAUAACAACCCCACUUAAGUAAUCCUUCCUAAUCGGAAACGCAUUCCAGAAUUUGGCCAACAUUUCAUGAGAUCGGUCACGCACUGUAUGUGGAAGCUCUAGGCACUGGUUCGCCAGUCUUUCUGCGAUGGAAUCGCAAGCGACCGACCGGGCCAAUGCGUGCGUUGAAUGUACGGUGUCAGUGGGGACAGGAGAAGGUGGUGUCGUGCUGAUGGUGGACGCGCUGGACGACGAGGUGUGUGUGUUGAGAUAGGCAUGGUGGAUGUGCAGGAUGUGUCAGGUGUGUCAAGGCUGCGGUCAAUUCCGCUCUCGUGGAUACGCACGUAACCGAAUAGACCCAUGCGGCGAGUAAAUGUUCCGAGGCAGUGCGGACAGCGGAGGCGAAUGCGGCGAGUGUAGGUUGGUGCUUCUCCACUACAAACAUAAAAGUCGUGGCCCCAUAGUGGGAUUCGGUCGCGCCAACCAGGCACAUAGGCAGGCCGAUUCAGGGGCGGCCCUGCCUGCCCCCACGAAGGGAAGGGCUUAGAAAAGGUGGCCUAAAAAAUGCUGGGCAUAACGCCGUCUGCACGUUAGCCAGGGCAGCAGAUGCCAUCAACACGGUCGAAAAAAUCAAAAUCGAAACAACAACAACAACAACAACAACCAUACUCAUUCUCCUCAUCCUACCUCUCCUUCAUCUUCCUCCGUCUAUUCUUCUGCCUAUUCUUCUCCUUCGUCAUCUUCUUCUCCACCUCCUUCCUGUCGUCCCACUCGUUGUCCUCAGACUGGCAGGGUGAGCCCGCUCACUCUGGCAGCCUGGGAUGUUCGUUCCCUUUUAGACAAUCCGAGGAGCAACCGACCGGAACGAAGGACGGCGCUAGUGACACGGGAACUGGCGCGCUACAAGGUGGAAAUCGCCGCACUCAGCGAGACCCGAUUCUCCGAACAAGGUCAACUGGAGGAGGUGGGUACCGGCUACACCUUCUUCUGGAGCGGUCGACCCAGGGCAGAGCGACGGGACGCGGGUGUCGCCUUCGCCAUUCGGAACGACAUCGUGGGACGACUGCCUUGUUUGCCGCAGGGCAUCAAUGAUCGCCUGAUGAGCCUCCGCCUGCCUCUCUGGGGAGGCCAAUUCGCCACCAUCAUCAGCGCCUACGCUCCGACGAUGAGCAGUCCCGACGCCGCCACAGGAGACAAAUUCUACGAGGACCUGCACGCCCUCUUGGCGACUGUGUCGAAGGCGGACAAGUUGAUUGUCCUUGGUGACUUCAACGCCCGCGUCGGCACAGACCAUACUGCCUGAAGAGGAGUGCUGGGCCCCCACGGUCUCCGCGGCUCCAACGAAAAUGGUCUGCUGCUGCUUCGCACCUGCACAGAACACCGCCUCAUCCUGACGAACACCUUCUUCUGUCUGCCGGAGCGAGAGAAGGCCACCUGGAGGCAUCCUCGGUCGCGCCACUGGCACCUGCUGGAUUAUGUCCUCGUCCGGAGGCGAGAUCAGCGGGACGUGCUGGUGACGAAGGCGAUCGCGGGCGCUGACGGGUGGACCGACCAUCGCCUCGUCAUCUCGAAGAUGCGUAUUCGCCUAGAGCCUCGCAGGAGACCACAAGGUAAGCGACCCCCAGGUAAGCUGAAUGUUGUCUUAUUGUCUUUGCCACCUCACCCUCUUCAUUUCAGCAAUGAGCUAGCUGAACGGCUAGACAACGUUCGAAUCGCUGCCGACGCCGCCAUUGCCGAGAACGCCUCCGUGGAGACCGCUGGUGUCAACUGCGAGACACGGCCAGGCGACGGCGCUCGCCGUCCUCGGUCAUGCUCCUCGCCAACACCAGGACUGGUUCGACGACAACGACGCCGCCAUCAGAAAUCUGUUCUCCGAGAAGAACCGCCUACACAAAGCCUACGUAGAUCACCCCACUGAGGACAGCAAGGCUGCCUUCUUCCGCAGUCGCCGCCAACUUCAGCAACGACUGCGCGAGAUGCAGGAUGCCUGGACUGCUCGCAAAGCUGAGGAGAUCGAAGGGUACGCGGACCGCAACGAAUGGAAGAACUUCUUCUCUGCGAUCAAAGCUGUCUACGGUCCGCCGACGAAGGGCACUGCUCCUCCCCUCAGCGCCGACGGCAGCACUCUCCUGACUGAGAAGACGCAAAUCCUACAGCGAUGGGCCGAACAUUUCCGAGGCGUCCUCAACAGCCCCUCCGUCAUCUCCGACGCCGCCAUCGAGCGUUUGGCGCAAGUAGAGACCAACGUGGACCUCGACCUACCGCCAUCUCUCCAGGAGACCAUCGGGGGCGGGCAGCAGCUCUCCAGCGGGAAAGCACCCGGAUCGGACGCAAUGCCUGCUGAGGUCUACAAGCACGGAGGUCCCCAACUGAUGGAUCACCUGACUGCGCUCUUCCAAGAGAUGUGGCGUCAAGGUGAAGUCCCGCAAGAUUUCAAAGACGCAACCAUCGUGCAUCUCUACAAGCGCAAAGGGAAUCGCCAAGUCUGCGACAUCUCCCUGCUGAACAUCGCCGGGAAGAUCUUCGCACGAAUCCUCCUCAACCGCCUCAAUAACCACCUGGAACAGGGCCUUAUGCCGGAAAGCCAAUGCGGCUUCCGUCGUCAUCGCGGGACCACGGAUAUGAUCUUCGCCGCCCGUCAACUUCAGGGGAAGUGUCAGGAGAUGCGGACCCACCUGUACCCUACCUUCGUGGACCCGACGAAAGCCUUCGACACGGUGAAUCGUGAAGGACUGUGGAAGAUCAUGCAGAAAUUCGGCUGUCCGGAGCGAUUCACUCAGAUGGUGCGUCAGCUGCACGACGGUAUGAUGGCGCGAGUCACGGACAACGGAGCUGUCUCAGAGGCAUUCGCAGUGACCAACGGCGUGAAGCAGGGCUGCGUAAUGGCACCCACCCUCUUCAGUCUUAUGUCCUCUGCCAUGCUGAUGGACGCCUACCGCGACGAACGCACCGGGAUCCGCAUCGCCUACAGGACGGACGGUCACCCUCUGAAUCAACGGCGGAGGCAAUUCCAAUCGCGCUUAUCCACAACCGCCGUUCUCGAGAUUCUGUUCGCCGACGACUGCGCCCUGAACACCACCUCGGAAGAAGAGAUGCAACGGAGUAUGGACCUGUUCUCCGCCGCCUGCGAGAACUUCGGUCUGGUCAUUAAUACGCAGAAGACGGUGGUGAUGCACCAACCGCCACCCAACUCAGCCACACCCGCCAACGCGCCGCCGCAAAUCAGCGUGAACGGAACCCAACUGCAGGUUGUGGAGAACUUUCCGUACCUGGUCAGUACUCUCUCCCGCAACACCAAGAUCGAGGACGAAGUCUCCAACAGGAUCUCAAAAGCCAGUCAAGCCUUCGGUCGCCUCCAAAGCUCACUUUGGAAUCGUCACGGUCUCCAACUGAGCACGAAGCUGAAGAUGUACAAGGCCGUCAUCCUGCCGACGCUGCUAUACGGAGCGGAGACUUGGGCGGUGUACACGAAGCAGGCACGCCGACUGAACCACUUCCACCUCAGUUGUCUGCGUCGCAUCCUGAGACUGAGUUGGCAGGAUCGCAUCCCCGACACUGAUGUGCUGGAAUGA